Molecule: messenger RNA, 2035 nt
Organism: Larimichthys crocea (large yellow croaker)
Lineage: Eukaryota; Metazoa; Chordata; Actinopteri; Sciaenidae
Gene: jpt2
Product: Jupiter microtubule associated homolog 2
Exons: 5
Coding region: 155-811 (218 amino acids)
Cellular component (GO): nucleus
Source: RefSeq, a predicted model, not a curated record
UGGGCUGAAAUUCUUCACCGCCGGACGAGGUUUGGCUGGGCACGCGCAGACAGAGGGGAACUUGCUGGUCGUCCAGUUGGCAAACUGACGAAGUUGUCUUCGGAAACUUGAAGGCUCAAAAACAUAAAAAAACAAAACAAAAACAAAAAACACUAUGACUUCGACGAACAUGUUUCAAGGGUUGGAUACUGGCGCAAAAACGAGUUCGCGGGUUUUGCAGCCUCCCGGAGGUGGCUCCAGUAACCUGUUCGGCGGCUAUGAAGAAGACUCUGCACCAUCGAGAAGACCUAAUAAGAUGGCCUCUAAAGUUUUUGCUCCACCAGAGCAGCCCCAGAGCGCACCCAGGCGCUCCAACCCCCCAGGUGGGAAGAGUAGUGGAAUAUUUGGUGAGCCUGAACCUCCAGCUCAGCCACAGAGACUUAACCCUCCAGGUGGACAGACCAGCAACAUAUUCGGAGCUGCAGAAAGUGCACCUGUCCAAAGUCCAAACCGAAGCCACCCAAAUAAGCCAAAGGACAAUCUAAGCGUGGGACCUGAACCUGAAAGACCAGCACCCGAACCCAAGGUCAGCCAGCCUGAGGUGAAGGAGGAAGCUGCUCCUCCAGCUCCCGUGCCAGCCAAGGAAGAGCCCGCCCCCGUCUCAGCUCCUCCUCCGGAGCCUGAGCCCGCCCCUCCCUCUUCCUCACCUCCUGAGGUGAGAGACGACACUAGUGAUCUGAAGAAGCAUGAGCCUCACCUGGGACCCAAGCCUCGCUCUCACAACAGGGUCCUCAACCCCCCUGGAGGAAAGUCUAGUGUGGUAUUCUACUGAUGGGCUGAACACACCACUCCUCCCAGUCUGUGUCCAUACACUCCUUGUCUGCUCCCCUGUUACUCUUCUCUCAUUCCAACCUCUCCCUCUCCCCACGGUUAUUUCACCUGAACAUCUAAACGCAGAGCAGGAUUUUUUGUUUUUAGUUCUUCACACCAGAUUCCUGGUCAAACAUGUUGUCCUCAAACUUCUUGCACUUUCAAAACUAUCUCUGGCUCCCAGCUCAAAUUCUUCUUCAAUGAAACCUGCAAUCAUACAAUCACCAACCGGCCAGUCAACAGGCUAGUUAGCGAUCACUUUGAAUGUGACACUGUUCAAUCUCAAUAUUGUGUGUGUUACUGUUUUUCACGGUUUUAAGCAUGUGUGUAAAUGUAAAUCGGUUUAAGGCACAAUUUAUUUGUCAUUUUUGCAUCUCAAGAAUGGAUCAGACGUUGGAGUGCGUGCUUGUUCAGCUUUAAAAAAAAAACAAAAAAAAAACAAGAUUUACAUGAUUUGUAACCAAAAUCAUCUGUGACAUUUGCUAAAUUCAGAGUGACCUUAAUGUGUAGGCGUUCAGUCAGGAGUGGGUGAAUAAAUGUUACCGAUAACGUUAAAAUGUUUCAGGGAGUUCCACUCGUGCCAGAUCCUCUAUCGGAUGACUACGUAAAACCUUUUUGUUUUGGCCGUGUUAGACGACAUCUACCGACUGUAUAAUCAGAAGCCUUAUAUUAGCUCAGCAUUUUUCAUCUCUUCUUGCCUUCUCAUGAAUUAUUUCUUCAUGGUUUCCUUCUCUAGAUGCCAAAAAUUGACCUCGAAACAAAGAUGAAUCCAGUUGUUUUGCCUACUUCCAAAUGUUUCUGCUUCCUUAAAUUCCAUUUUAAUUUUAUGCUCUUGUGUCAUGCAGGUCCUUUUCUGCUUCUUCCUCAUUGCUUGCUUUAUCUGAAAACAUGCCUUCUUUUCUUUUCCUUUUUUUUUUUUUUUUUUUUUUUUUGCUUGGGGUAGGCCUUUGUUUAUGUUUUAAAUUAAAACGGCUGAAGACAAGUGAACUCUGGACAAGUGUGUGUGGUCUACCUGUGUCCAGGUGGGCUCAUUGAUAAUCACCUCUUCACCCAACUUCAUGAUGCACAUUUAUGGUAUUCUGGUGCCGGCCUGUCUCCCCCUGUGUGUUGAUGUGCCUGGCAGGCAAUGAGCACAACAGAAGAAAGAAAUCCUGUGUAUUGCAAUAAAACUGUUGUUUUGCAUUUA